Schistosoma haematobium is the source of this 1098-nucleotide messenger RNA. RefSeq lists its product as uncharacterized. The coding region runs from base 239 to 634 and encodes 131 amino acids. The record is from RefSeq and is a predicted model, not a curated record. The transcript has a single exon. Lineage: Eukaryota; Metazoa; Platyhelminthes; Trematoda; Strigeidida; Schistosomatidae.
UUAAUUAGGAGCUACCGUAUGUACUCCACGUUUAAACAAACACUUGAUAACAGACCGAAUAGACUCUGUAAACUUUCUAAAGACUGAUGCAAACAUGUCUUUUUCCGGUUUGAAAUAAAAGAAUCCCACUAAUAGGUCGAAUGUACUUCUACAUAAAAAUAUACUCCAUAUUAAAUCAAAAAGAUUCUGGUACAAAUCUACAUUGACGUUAAUUAAUCCAAGCAUAUGGGCGUUUUUUAUGGUGUCAAAUAUGCUUCCAGGUAGGCCGAAAAUUAGAAAGGUUGAUGAAUUUAUAACUAGAAAUAAUGAACCCUUAAUUUUUGUUCGAUCAGCGUCAUUGGCAGGCUUAUUAGAUGAAUCUUGUUUUGUACUUCGAAGAAUGCGUCUAAAGAAGGCCAGAUUAAUUAAGGUUGCCAGUAUUAACUGUAUUGGUGCUAAAUGUGAACAGAACGCUCGAAAAAAUAACAAGUAUUCGCUCUUUGACUCAAACCAACAGUGGAUUUUGUCUCCAAUCUCUAUUAAUCCAGCUAGUAUGAAGAAUGGUAGCGCCAUGGUAAAAGUUACAAUAAAAAUUACGGCAAGAAAAAUCCGAGCGUAUUUAUUCGGCAGGUUGGCAUAUAGUACUGGUUUAUAAACAGUUAAAGUUCUGUCUAUUGCUGAUCCAAGAACAAUAUUGCUAAAUAGUGUAGAAGAGAAAGCCUGUGAGAAACGAUAAAUUUGACAUGAAAUUUGUGAAUGAUAAUAUACAAAGAAAUAAGCUUCACCAUUUGUUGUGUACGAUAAUCCUUUAGGUAGAAAAUACGUAAACACUCCAAAUACAAUAUACAUCAUUACAACUGCUACUAAUAAGCCAGUAUAGUAUAUUGAUGAACGCUUCGUAGUUGCACUCAUAACUUGAACUACUAUCAGUGUGGUGUAGAUUGGGACUGAUGUGGAUAUGACUAAAGGUAGUAUGUAAGCUGAUAUAAAACCAACUAAUGUUGAGAUUAUGCACAAUGCAUCAUUAAUCUCUGUCCAUUCAACUUUCAAUAAAUUACAGGUAAGUGUGACAGUCCAUGGCGAUUCUGUGAAAGGCCAGGUAGUUGCAUUAUAUUUCAU